Messenger RNA from Ochotona princeps (American pika), 1031 nucleotides. It is a transcript of the gene THPO, whose product is annotated as thrombopoietin. Gene Ontology annotation, cellular component: extracellular region. The transcript is spliced from 7 exons. The coding region runs from base 138 to 1031 and encodes 297 amino acids. Lineage: Eukaryota; Metazoa; Chordata; Mammalia; Lagomorpha; Ochotonidae. The record is from RefSeq and is a predicted model, not a curated record. Gene Ontology annotation, molecular function: cytokine activity; hormone activity. Gene Ontology annotation, biological process: cell population proliferation; positive regulation of hematopoietic stem cell proliferation; positive regulation of ERK1 and ERK2 cascade.
CCUCCUCACUGGCCUAGCUGUGCCCCACCCAACUCUGCCCAUAAGUGCGAGAGCUCCAGCCGCCUCCAUGGCCUCAGGAAGGAGUCAGGGGACUGGCCCCAUUCAGGGAGCCACUCCAGCCAGACACGCUGGCCAGAAUGGUGCUGACUGAGCUGCUCCUCAUGGUCAUGCUCCUUCUAACUGCGAGACUAACUCUGUCCAGCCCAGCUCCUCCCGCCUGUGACCCCCGACUCCUAAAUAAACUGCUCCGUGAUGCUCAUGUCCUCCACGGCAGACUGAGCCAGUGCCCAGACGUUAACCCUUUGUCCACACCUGUCCUGCUGCCAGCUGUAGACUUCAGCUUGGGAGAAUGGAAGACUCAGACGGAGCAGACCAAAGCCCAGGACCUUCUGGGAGCAGUGACUCUUCUGUUGGAGGCAGUGAUGACGGCAAGAGGACAGUUGGGACCCACCUGCCUCUCAGCCCUGCUGGGACAGCUUUCUGGACAGGUCCGCCUCCUCCUUGGAGCCCUGCAAGGCCUGCUGGGAACCCAGCUUCCUCCACAGAGCAGGACCACCGCUCACAAGGAUCCCAACGCCAUCUUCCUGAACUUCCAACAACUGCUCCAAGGCAAGGACUUCUGGGCUGUCAGAGAGCACCUCCAGGGUCACAGCCAGAACUGCUGGCUCUGGACUUCUGGACAGGCUGCGGGCAUUUGGGGCCCAGAUACCUGGCCUGCUCAACCAAACCCUGGACCACGUGCCUGCACACUUGAACAGGACCCACGGACCCUGGAAUGGAACUUGGGGACUCUUUCUUGGACUCUCUCCCAGGACUCUAGGAGCCUCCAUCAGCACCACAGAGACUUGGGACACCGGUUCCCUGCCACCAGGCUUCCAGUCCAGAUAUUCUCCAACCCAGAAUCCUCCUGGACAGUACCCACCCUCCCCCCAAUCCCUAACCUUGCCCAGCCCCACGGUCCAGCUGCACCAACGGUGAACAGCAGCACCUGCCACUGGGGCUUGGACAUGGUCCACGACCUUGAGGAGUGA